Bradysia coprophila is the source of this 4628-nucleotide messenger RNA. RefSeq lists its product as uncharacterized. Gene Ontology annotation, molecular function: chitin binding. Gene Ontology annotation, cellular component: extracellular region. NCBI's taxonomy places the organism in Eukaryota, Metazoa, Arthropoda, Insecta, Diptera, Sciaridae. The record is from RefSeq and is a predicted model, not a curated record.
UUCGAAAAUGUAUCGAAAGACUCACUUUUCACUUUUCGUUGUACUAAUUGUGUUAUUAGCGCAACAAACUAUAUUUGCUUGGUCCGGAUGUGAACACGGCAAUUACUAUAGUCACGACAAAAGUUGCGAGAAAUUUUAUCAAUGCACUUACGGUGAAUUGAUUGAACUGACAUGUUAUCCGGGUCUCUAUUUCAACCCUGAUAUUAAUGUCUGUGAUUAUCCUCAAAACGUGCUGUGUGAAAUUUCCGAAACUACAGUCACUGAGGAAACAGUGUCAACAGAAGCACCAACUACUGUAGAAGAAGAAUCUACCACAAGCAGCGGUCGUCCAACAAGGUCAACAACUACAUCUUCUACGACGGAACGACAACGUCCCACGACAACUGAAGCUCCGACUACUGUAGAGGAAGAAACUACCACAAGUAGCGGUCGUCCGACAAGAUCAACAACUAGAGCAACAACUACAUCUUCUACGACGGAACGACAACGUCCCACGACAACUGGAGCUCCGACUACUGUAGAGGAAGAAUCUACCACAAGCAGCGGUCGUCCGACAAGAUCAACAACUACAUCUUCUACGACGGAACGACAACGUCCCACGACAACUGGAGCUCCGACUACUGUAGAGGAAGAAUCUACCACAAGCAGCGGUCGUCCGACAAGGUCAACAACUACAUCUUCUACGACGGAACGACAACGUCCCACGUCAACUGAAGCACCAACUACUGUAGAGGAAGAAAUUACCACAAGCAGCGGUCGUCCGACAAGAUCAACAACAAGGUCAACAACUACAUCUUCUACGACGGAACGACAACGUCCCACGACAACUGAAGCUCCGACUACUGUAGAGGAAGAAUCUACCACAAGCAGCGGUCGUCCGACAAGAUCAACAACAAGGUCAACAACUACAUCUUUUACGACGGAACGACAACGUCCCACGACAACUGAAGUUCCGACGACAACUGAAGUUCCGACGACAACUGAAGCUCCGACUACUGUAGAGGAAGAAUCUAGCACAAGCAGCGGUCGUCCAACAAGAGCACCAACUACUCAACAUUCUCAUGGUUCUACAACUCAACGAACACGUCCUUCAAGUACCCAAGAACCAUCAACUACUCAAGCACCAACAACUGUUGAAGAAGAAUUAACCACUAGAAAUGGUCGUCCAACAAGAGCACCAACUACUCAACAUUCUCAUGGUUCUACAACUCAACGAACACGUCCUUCAAGUACCCAAGAACCAUCAACUACUCAAGCACCAACAACUGUUGAAGAAGAAUUAACCACUAGAAAUGGUCGUCCAACAAGAGCACCAACUACUCAACAUUCUCAUGGUUCUACAACUCAACGAGCACGUCCUUCAAGUACCCAAGAACCAUCAACAACUCAAGCACCAACAACUGUUGAAGAAGAAUUAACCACUAGAAAUGGUCGUCCAACAAGAGCACCAACUACUCAACAUUCUCAUGGUUCUACAACUCAACCAGCACGUCCUUCAAGUACCCAAGAACCAUCAACUACUCAAGCACCAACAACUGUUGAAGAAGAAUUAACCACCAGAAAUGGUCGUCCAACAAGAGCACCCACUACUCAACAUUCUCAUGGUUCUACAACUCAACGAGCACGUCCUUCAAGUACCCAAGAACCAUCAACUACUCAAGCACCAACAACUGUUGAAGAAGAAUUAACCACUAGAAAUGGUCGUCCAACAAGAGCACCAACUACUCAACAUUCUCAUGGUUCUACAACUCAACGAGCACGUCCUUCAAGUACCCAAGAACCAUCAACUACUCAAGCACCAACAACUGUUGAAGAAGAAUUAACCACUAGAAAUGGUCGUCCAACAAGAGCACCAACUACCCAACAUUCUCAUGGUUCUACAACUCAACGAGCACGUCCUUCAAGUACCCAAGAACCAUCAACUACUCAAGCACCAACAACUGUUGAAGAAGAAUUAACCACUAGAAAUGGUCGUCCAACUACUGAACAUUCUCAUGGUUCUACCACUCAACGAGCACGUCCUUCAAGUACCCAAGAACCAUCAACAACUCAAGCACCAACAACUGUUGAAGAAGAAUUAACCACCAGAAAUGUUCGUCCAACAAGAGCACCAACUACUCAACAUUCUCAUGGUUCUACAACUCAACGAGCACGUCCUUCAAGUACCCAAGAACCAUCAACUACUCAAGCACCAACAACUGGUGAAGAAGAAUUAACCACUAGAAAUGGUCGUCCAUCUAGAGCAACGACAACUGAACUUCCAACAAAUGAUACGAUUACGACAAGACGAUAUCGAAAAUACGACAAUUCGAAAAUGUAUCGAAAGACUCACUUUUCACUUUUCGUUGUACUAAUUGUGUUAUUAGCGCAACAAACUAUAUUUGCUUGGUCCGGAUGUGAACACGGCAAUUACUAUAGUCACGACAAAAGUUGCGAGAAAUUUUAUCAAUGCACUUACGGUGAAUUGAUUGAACUGACAUGUUAUCCGGGUCUCUAUUUCAACCCUGAUAUUAAUGUCUGUGAUUAUCCUCAAAACGUGCUGUGUGAAAUUUCCGAAACUACAGUCACUGAGGAAACAGUGUCAACAGAAGCACCAACUACUGUAGAAGAAGAAUCUACCACAAGCAGCGGUCGUCCAACAAGGUCAACAACUACAUCUUCUACGACGGAACGACAACGUCCCACGACAACUGAAGCUCCGACUACUGUAGAGGAAGAAACUACCACAAGUAGCGGUCGUCCGACAAGAUCAACAACUAGAGCAACAACUACAUCUUCUACGACGGAACGACAACGUCCCACGACAACUGGAGCUCCGACUACUGUAGAGGAAGAAUCUACCACAAGCAGCGGUCGUCCGACAAGAUCAACAACUACAUCUUCUACGACGGAACGACAACGUCCCACGACAACUGGAGCUCCGACUACUGUAGAGGAAGAAUCUACCACAAGCAGCGGUCGUCCGACAAGGUCAACAACUACAUCUUCUACGACGGAACGACAACGUCCCACGUCAACUGAAGCACCAACUACUGUAGAGGAAGAAAUUACCACAAGCAGCGGUCGUCCGACAAGAUCAACAACAAGGUCAACAACUACAUCUUCUACGACGGAACGACAACGUCCCACGACAACUGAAGCUCCGACUACUGUAGAGGAAGAAUCUACCACAAGCAGCGGUCGUCCGACAAGAUCAACAACAAGGUCAACAACUACAUCUUUUACGACGGAACGACAACGUCCCACGACAACUGAAGUUCCGACGACAACUGAAGUUCCGACGACAACUGAAGCUCCGACUACUGUAGAGGAAGAAUCUAGCACAAGCAGCGGUCGUCCAACAAGAGCACCAACUACUCAACAUUCUCAUGGUUCUACAACUCAACGAACACGUCCUUCAAGUACCCAAGAACCAUCAACUACUCAAGCACCAACAACUGUUGAAGAAGAAUUAACCACUAGAAAUGGUCGUCCAACAAGAGCACCAACUACUCAACAUUCUCAUGGUUCUACAACUCAACGAACACGUCCUUCAAGUACCCAAGAACCAUCAACUACUCAAGCACCAACAACUGUUGAAGAAGAAUUAACCACUAGAAAUGGUCGUCCAACAAGAGCACCAACUACUCAACAUUCUCAUGGUUCUACAACUCAACGAGCACGUCCUUCAAGUACCCAAGAACCAUCAACAACUCAAGCACCAACAACUGUUGAAGAAGAAUUAACCACUAGAAAUGGUCGUCCAACAAGAGCACCAACUACUCAACAUUCUCAUGGUUCUACAACUCAACCAGCACGUCCUUCAAGUACCCAAGAACCAUCAACUACUCAAGCACCAACAACUGUUGAAGAAGAAUUAACCACCAGAAAUGGUCGUCCAACAAGAGCACCCACUACUCAACAUUCUCAUGGUUCUACAACUCAACGAGCACGUCCUUCAAGUACCCAAGAACCAUCAACUACUCAAGCACCAACAACUGUUGAAGAAGAAUUAACCACUAGAAAUGGUCGUCCAACAAGAGCACCAACUACUCAACAUUCUCAUGGUUCUACAACUCAACGAGCACGUCCUUCAAGUACCCAAGAACCAUCAACUACUCAAGCACCAACAACUGUUGAAGAAGAAUUAACCACUAGAAAUGGUCGUCCAACAAGAGCACCAACUACCCAACAUUCUCAUGGUUCUACAACUCAACGAGCACGUCCUUCAAGUACCCAAGAACCAUCAACUACUCAAGCACCAACAACUGUUGAAGAAGAAUUAACCACUAGAAAUGGUCGUCCAACUACUGAACAUUCUCAUGGUUCUACCACUCAACGAGCACGUCCUUCAAGUACCCAAGAACCAUCAACAACUCAAGCACCAACAACUGUUGAAGAAGAAUUAACCACCAGAAAUGUUCGUCCAACAAGAGCACCAACUACUCAACAUUCUCAUGGUUCUACAACUCAACGAGCACGUCCUUCAAGUACCCAAGAACCAUCAACUACUCAAGCACCAACAACUGGUGAAGAAGAAUUAACCACUAGAAAUGGUCGUCCAUCUAGAGCAACGACAACUGAACUUCCAACAAAUGAUACGAUUACGACAAGACGAUAUCGACCAGGAAAAAAUUAAUAUUUUACAA